CCCUUCACGUACCCGGCAUCAACACCAGUCGUCGAGCAUCCCCUCGCCAUCAACCUUGCCGUCCCACCUCCCAUCGACUCCUCCUCCCCCUCCUCCUCCCCUUCCUCCGCCUCUCCCCUUCAAGCUCCUCUCAUCCACCACCUAGUGCAUCACCUCCCUCUAUUCCUCCCCCUCGCUCCUCUCCUUCCGAGCCUCAUGACCCAAGGGGCUCGAUUCCUCGUGCAAGAUCGCAAGUGGCUUCACAUGCUAGCGCCCCAUUUCCUGGGCAGCCAUCCACUCCAGGCCACGCUGCUGCCUCAGCCCGACGAGCCAGCCCACCUGCACUUCGCCCACAGACUGAUUCUGUCACGACGAGCCAGCCCACCUGCACUUCGCCGCACCUGGCCCUCCCCCACGCUCCCCUCCUCCCCUCGAGACAUGCUUCCUCCUCCCAUUCCCAUCUCUCCCCCACCCUUCUCCCCGUUUCUCCCCUCCCCCCCCCCCAACCCUCCCGCUCCCCCCUUCCAGCCCUGCUUCCAGCACUGCAACCGCCCCUCCCCUGCGCUCCUCUCCUCUCUUCGCUCACACCACCUCCUCCCCCCUGAAGGCCUCCCCCUCUUCCACGCCAACUGGACGCUCCGCCGCCCGCCACCUGUCCCGCUCCCGCCACCUGGCGGGCCCGUCUCCGCUGACGUGGCAGCUGACGUGGCGGCUGCUGCAGAAGGGGCGGUUGGUGACGUGGAAGGGGAUGGUUUUGGGGGGCUGAGGAGGAUGGUUGGGGAGGACUGGGUGGUGGUGGUGGCGGUGCCACCUGGCGCGAUGCUAUUGGAUAAAAUGGAGGAGAUGGUGGAUGAGAUAAUCCAAGAUAACUGGUGGCAUGGGCGGGUGGUCUACUUUCGAGGAGGGAUGGGCGUGGAGGAAGCCAGGGCUCUUUUCUCUCGCAUGCUCCUCCUCAUCUCGCCACCAGGGGAGGCUCUAGACUUCAUUCUCUUCAUGCCUCCCUCACAACCAACCAUCCUUUUACGCCAUCUCCCACCCCUUUCCCGCCAAUUUCCCGCCCAACAGCCAGGGCUCUCUUCUCUCGCACUCUACUCCUCAUCUCGCCACCAGGGGAGGCUCUAG
Closterium sp. Naga37s-1 is the source of this 1101-nucleotide messenger RNA. Lineage: Eukaryota; Viridiplantae; Streptophyta; Zygnematophyceae; Desmidiales; Closteriaceae. The record is from the annotation of a GenBank genome assembly.